CCUGUACAUACCUUGAAGUAUUCCAUACAUCUUCACCUAGAAUAACAUCAAACCCAUUUCAAUCCUCUUCUACUACUUCCCUCAUGUUCACCAUUGCGAAUGAGGGUUUUGUUCCGCUCUCAAUCAACCGGAUUGCUCCCAUUUAACUAGCUGUGGCAUUGACUGAUGCAUUGCCUUGGCAUUCUUCCUCCUUUCUGACAUCGCCACCAUACGGAACGUCACAAAAAAAAAAAAAAAAGUACCUUUCCCCAUUAUCAAGAAUCUCAUCAGCCGUUGGAAAUCACCUAUGGAAAUAUACAAGAAGGCAGUGGAAUACACGAAUGGGGUCCUUAUAGAUACCAUACCACCUGCAGUCGAACGCUGAGCACAUCACUUGCCAGUCCAGGCUUUGCCCCAUGGCUUACUAUCUCGUCACCCUUUGCUGCGUCUUCGCAACUCUGGGAUCCUUUCUCUUCGGCUAUGAUUCCGGCGUGAUUUCGUCCACCCUUGAUCAAGAGGAUUUUCAGAAUCGCUUUCAUCACCCCUCUGAUGCCGCAACGGGUGGUAUAGUCGCUUCUUACAAUGGGGGCGCGAUUCUAGGUUCCGUUCUGGUCUCAUACAUCUCCGAUCCAUAUGGACGGCGUCCCGUCAUCUUCGUUGGAGGGCUCCUGGGAAGCUUGGGUGCAGCAUUGCAAGCUGGUGCCGUCACUGUCGCCAUGCUCAUUGCAGGCCGAUUGAUUGCAGGUUUGGCUGUGGGCUUGAUGUCGUCCGCAAUUCCCGUUUACUGUAGUGAGGUUUCUCCUCCCCGGAUACGCGGCUUUUUGGGCUCCAUGCAACAAUGGAUGAUUGGGAUGGGGUUUGUUGUCGCUCAAUGGACUGGAUAUGGCUGCUCUCUUCAUACCGGUGCCCUUACCUGGCGUCUCCCCUUGGCCAUCCAAGCUGUUCCCGCCAUGGUCCUCUGUUGUGGGGUUUGGUUCCUUCCCGAGUCUCCGCGCUGGCUGAUCGAGAAAGGCCGCGCUGAAGCCGGUCGAGAGGUCCUUGCUCGCUUACAUUUAAACCGGGAUAAGUCUAAUAUCCACAUGGUUGAAGCCGAGAUCGCCCAAAUCAAUGACAGCAUCGCCGAGGAACGACGUUCCGCCGUACACUCCUGGCGCGAGCUAGUAAGCAAGGCUCGCUGGCGCCAUCGCCUGUUACUUGCGUGCGGUAUUCAAGCGUUUACCCAAUGCUCAGGUACCAACAUCAUCUCAAACUACAAUCCAGGCCUGUACAGGACGCUAGGACUGAAGGGCACAACCCCGCUCAUGCUACAGGGGAUAUGGGGUGCACUGGCCCAGUUCUGGAAUACAGUGUUCAUGCUUUUCGUUGACCGUGUAGGUCGUCGCAAGCUGAUCAUCACUUCCCUGCUCGGCAUGGGUGCCACCAUGUGCAUAGAAGCGGCCUUAGCCCAGGCCAACGGCGGCUUUCAUGACCCAUCUGCCAACCCGGAUGCCGUCCGUGCCGCGAUCGCCAUGUUCUUUGUCUUCUCUAUCUUCUUUACUAGCCUUGGACUUAUCUCCUGGAUCUACCCGUCUGAGAUCUUCCCGACAGCGAUCCGCGCCCGCGGCUCAUCACUGGCAACCGCUACCAACUGGAGUCUGAACCUAGUCUUCGCGCAAUGUACGCCAAUUGCGAGGUCGAGCAUGGGCUUUAAUUAUUUCUAUUGCUUCUUCGCUUUUAACUGGGUGGCCGCUGCCAUCACUUGGGCCUUUUACCCUGAAACCGCUGGCAAGUCGCUUGAGGAGGUCGAACAUAUCUUCUCACCUAGCUCUCACGAUGAUACUCCGCGUUCUGUGCCAGACCUCAAGAAUGAUGUUGUUGCUGUCUCGAACCCUGCAGAUAGCGACUGGUCUAGGGAGAAUCUGGAGCUUAGCUGCCAUGCCAAAAUGUCAUAGUAUAUAUAGACCAAAUGUGUAGUAUAUGUAGACUAGGAUAUGCAAGUAAUAG
Aspergillus caelatus is the source of this 1962-nucleotide messenger RNA. Its product is annotated as sugar porter family MFS transporter. Gene Ontology annotation, biological process: transmembrane transport; carbohydrate transport. The coding region runs from base 396 to 1910 and encodes 504 amino acids. Gene Ontology annotation, molecular function: carbohydrate:proton symporter activity. Lineage: Eukaryota; Fungi; Ascomycota; Eurotiomycetes; Eurotiales; Aspergillaceae. The transcript has 4 exons. Gene Ontology annotation, cellular component: membrane. The record is from RefSeq and is a predicted model, not a curated record.